AAAAUCCACUUCGUUCCCUCUUUUUUUUUCCCGUGGCGGAUCGAAAGAAUCCCCCAGAAACCCUAACCCUAGCUUGCUCCAGCCAUGGCGAACUACGACCUCACCCCCCGGAUCGCCCCCCACCUAGACCGUCACCUCGUCUUCCCCCUCCUGGAGUUCCUCCAGGAGCGCCAGCUCUACGCCGACGACGAGAUCCUCAAGGCCAAGAUCGAGCUCCUCAGCCAGACCAACAUGGUCGACUACGCCAUGGACAUCCACAAGACUCUAUACCACACUGAGGAGGUCCCCCAAGAGAUGAUUGAUAGGAGGGUCGACGUCGUUGCGAGGUUGAAAUCUCUCGAGGAGUCGGCGGCGCCGCUGAUUUCUUUUCUUCAGAACGCUACUUUGGUUCAGGAGCUGAGACCGGAUAAACAAUACAAUAUCCAGAUGCUCAGUGAUCGGUUUCAGAUUGGUGUGGAUCAGAUAGAGGCUUUAUAUCAAUAUGCUAAGUUUCAGUUUGAGUGUGGGAACUACUCUGGUGCUGCUGACUACUUGUAUCAGUAUCGUGCUUUGUGCACUAACAGUGACAGAAGUUUGAGUGCUUUGUGGGGCAAGCUAGCGGCAGAGAUUCUGAUGCAGAAUUGGGAUAUUGCACUGGAGGAACUUAAUCGACUCAAGGAGAUCAUAGAUUCAAAGAAUUUUGCUUCACCUUUAAAUCAGCUGCAGAAUAGGAUAUGGUUGAUGCAUUGGAGCCUUUUCAUCUUCUUUAACCAUGAAAACGGAAGAAAUGGAAUCAUUGAUCUUUUCUUCCAAGAUAGGUACUUGAAUGCUAUUCAAACAAAUGCACAUCACCUUCUACGUUAUGUUGCUACUGCGGUCAUUAUCAACAAAAGGAGAAGAAAUAUGCUAAAGGAGUUGAUCAAAGUUAUCCAACAGGAGCAGCACUAUUACAAGGAUCCCAUUACAGAAUUUUUGGAAUGCUUAUAUGUUAACUACGACUUUGAAAGUGCACAGAAGAAGCUUAGGGAGUGUGAGCAAGUAAUACUGAAUGAUCCCUUUCUUGGGAAACAUGUUGAAGAUGGUAACUUUAUCACUGUACCUUUGAGGGAUGAGUUUCUUGAAAAUGCCCGUCUCUUCAUCUUUGAGACUUACUGCCGCAUACAUCAGUGCAUUGACAUCAGCAUGCUUGCUGAAAAGUUGAACAUGAGUUAUGAUGAGGCAGAGAUGUGGAUAAUGAAUCUCGUUCGAAACUCAAAGCUUGAGGCCAAGAUUGAUUCUGUAUCAGGGACAGUUAUCAUGGAAACCAAUCAUCUGAAUGUAUAUGAACAGAUCAUUGAAAACAUGAAGAACCUUAAUAUGCGGACAUAUGUUUUGGCAAAGAACAUUUUAGAACCUGCACAAGCUGCUCGGUAGAAGAGUUUUACGACAUAUAGGAGCAAGACUCGGGCAGUUUCUGGCGUAGCAUUCAGAUUGGAACUCAAAAUUUUGUGAUUUUGUUGAAGAGCUAGAGCUUUCUAUUUCACAUGAAGAUUUUUGACCUUGGUGGGGCUUUCUAUAUAUUGUGAUUGUAUCUGUGCCCUCGCGACUUAAUGCUCUUAUAUUUCUUUUGUUUUUGCCAUCCAAAUUAUAUGGACAUCAAUUUUGCUGAAUUAAGUAACACAUGCUCUUGAUCAUUUCUAGUC
Molecule: messenger RNA, 1661 nt
Organism: Phoenix dactylifera (date palm)
Lineage: Eukaryota; Viridiplantae; Streptophyta; Magnoliopsida; Arecales; Arecaceae
Gene: EIF3E
Product: eukaryotic translation initiation factor 3E
Cellular component (GO): eukaryotic translation initiation factor 3 complex; cytoplasm
Molecular function (GO): translation initiation factor activity
Source: RefSeq, a predicted model, not a curated record